Purpureocillium takamizusanense is the source of this 333-nucleotide messenger RNA. RefSeq lists its product as uncharacterized. The coding region runs from base 1 to 333 and encodes 110 amino acids. Lineage: Eukaryota; Fungi; Ascomycota; Sordariomycetes; Hypocreales; Ophiocordycipitaceae. The transcript has a single exon. The record is from RefSeq and is a predicted model, not a curated record.
AUGUCUUCCCCCCAGUCCGGCCUCUACUUUCUCCCCCUCGCCCCGGCCACGUCCUCGUCCUACCCACGCGCCCCAGCCAGCCGCGCCCCCGGCAACGCCAACUCCAACUCCGUCGCGGUGACGCCCGCCGCGGCCAACGAGCCGCCACAGCAGCAGCCUCAGCAGAAGGGAAACAAGGAGGAAGAUCAGCAGCAAGAAGCCUCGUCGCGGCGGUCGUCGUCCAGCUCCAGCAACGGCACGGGCUACAGGGUCCUCAAGCUGGGCCCCGUGCACUGGGGCGAGCACCUCGACGACCACAAGCUCGACUACCACGAGACGGUGGUCCUGCCUUGA